AUGGCUAAAGUUCUCGUUGUGACAAUCAUUUGCGCUGUUUUAACGCAGACGCAACAAGCCAGAGAUGUAAUUUCUGGAAAAGUAAAAAGGUCAAUACUCAAGAGCAAAAAUGACCCUUUCGAUAGCAGUUUGGACCCUCUCCCGUUCACUACGACGAAGAAAAAGGAAGAAACUAAGCUGAUGUUCCGCACAACAACUAUUCCAUGGGACCCAUUCACUCCUGAAGUCGCUCUACGCAAAGACCCUUGGACGGCUGGGGAAUUCGGUACAACAAAAGAUCCAUUUCUAUCUCGAACUACUUCCAAAUCAACUGAUGCAUGGAGGAACGGACUCAAAACCACAACAGGAAACCCCGAAUACACGAUACGAUCGUUUACAACAAAGAGAAUAGUCUUCCCGGAGAAAAUCGUUCAAGAGAGCGGAAUUUUGGGGAAUUUAGCAAGCACAACACCAGCGUAUGAGGACAUAAUAACAACUACAAAAACCUCAAAGUCAAAGUGGAGAAAAAAAAAGGACAAAGGACGAAAGAAAAAGCGGAGAGGAAAGAAGGACAGGGAUUCCAAGGAGGACGAGUGGGACAGAAGAGGAUCUAAAACAAAAAAAGGCAAAAAAGCUAAAACAGACUCAGAAAGAGAACAGAAGAAGUCUUUCAAGUCGAAAAAAUGGGACUCAAAAAGGUCGAAAGAGAGGGAGGAAGAUCUGUCGUCUGACUAUGAGAUGGAUUCAAGAAGACCAAGAGGGAGACUGCCGCUAUAUGACUAUGAGUUGGAUUCGAGAGAUUUGCGAGAGCCAAACUAUCCAAUCCUUCCACGACCGGUGAAAAGAAAUCGAAGGCUGAUGGAACGAUAUCGUUUGGCGAAUCUCCGCAGAUUCUCCACUAUGGACGAAGAGGAAGACGAUGAAGACCAAGAAAGACCGUGGAUGUAUCGGAAGAGAUAUCGUCCUACAUUCUUGGGACGGAAUAGAAAGUUCAGAUGGGAAGACGAGGAUGAAACGGAUGUGCAAAUUCCAAACUAUCUACGACCAGGGAAGAGAAAUCAAAAGAAACUUCGCAGAUUCUCUACCAUGGACGGAGAGGAAGACGAUGAAGACCAAGAACGACUGCGGAGGUAUCUAAAGAGAUAUCGUUCUCGAUUCUCGGCACGGAAUAGAAAGUACAAAUUGGAAGACAAGGAUGAAAAUGAUGUGCAAAUUCCAAACUAUCCACGACCAGGGAAGAGAAAUCAAACGAAACUUCGCGAACUCUACACCAUGGACGGAGAAGAAGGCGAUGAAGACCAAGAACGACCGCGGAGGUAUCGAAAGAGAUAUCGUCCUCGAUUCUCGGCACGGAAUAGAAAGUACAAAUUGGAAGACGAGGAUGAAGAUGACUAUAUUUCCCUUCCACGACCGGUGAAAAGAAAUCAAAGGAAACUUCGCAAAUCCUCCACCAUGAACGGAGAGGCGGACGAUGAAGACCGAGAACGACCGUUGAAGUAUCGAAAUAUGAGAUAUCGUCCCAGGUUCUUGGGACGGAAUAGAAAGUACAGAUGGGAAAACGCCGAUGAAAAUGAUAUACAAAUUCCAAACUAUCAACGACCAUUAAGAAGAAAUCGAAAGCAAAGGCAAUUAUAUCGUUUCGCGAAUCUUCUCAGCUCGGCUAAAUCCCCAAGUGAACACUACGAAGAUCAAAGAAUCCUAAUUUCUAAUGGUCCUGACUUCCCUCGGCGACCCAAAAAGCGAAACCCAGAUGAUGAUAUUCUGUGGUUGAGCGAGAACGGAAUGGAUUUGUAUGAAUGGACGAGAAAUCCGACUAGGAAACAGCUGAGGCCAUGGGGAACAUCGAUGAGACCUUGGAACACCAGGUACCAAGACGUAAUAUUUUUGAAAUGA
Molecule: messenger RNA, 1872 nt
Organism: Necator americanus (New World hookworm)
Lineage: Eukaryota; Metazoa; Nematoda; Chromadorea; Rhabditida; Ancylostomatidae
Exons: 25
Coding region: 1-1872 (623 amino acids)
Source: RefSeq, a predicted model, not a curated record